CGCCGAUUUGACUCUCGCGAUCACAAGCCCUUCACCCGAAGGGUCAUCGCUCAUCUCUCCUCCUUCUCCUCGCCUACGGCACCCUCCACACACACAUCACAAUAAUCCCAGCCAUGUCUACCGAAGUAGCAAGAUCUUCUGCGUCGUCCUCUCGCGGCAGAGGCGGCGGCCGUGGCGGCAGAGGUGGCUUCGGCGGGCGCAGCGCGAACCCCAGACGGCCCAAUGGCGAAAAGUCUGCCGAUGCUUUUGACGACGACGACGAUGUCAGCCAGCUGCGCAAGCAGUACGGAUCCAAGCUCGACACCAUCAAGGAGCUCUUCCCAGACUGGUCGGAUGCCGACAUCCUUUACGCGCUGCAAGAGACCGAUGGCGAUAUCGAGCUAGCUGCGACACGUAUCAGCGAGGGUUCCAUCUCUCAGUGGGGUGAGGUAUCCAAGCCUAAGAAGUCGAGCGCCAAAGCAAAGGACUCUGCUGCCCACGCCACCGCGAACGAUAACUCCGGCAGCAGACCUGCGCGUGGUGGAAGAGUUGACAGUGGACGGGGUGGGCGUGGGCGCGGCGCUGGCGCUGAGCGUGCUCGUGGCGCAGGCAGAGGCCGUGCUGGUUCGCAGGCCGUAACUGCCAAUGGUCAUCAGCCCAAGGAGCAGUUGUCUGUCCCCACCGAUGAGGCCUGGGACACUGCUGCGACCUCCGCUGCGGAGUCCACCGGGACUGAUUCGUGGGCAAACGCGGCAGCUGGUGCUUCAGCCGCGCCCAAGGCUGCGACCUCGACGGCUAGCACGGCGACCAAACAGACCAAGGCUCCUGCUGCAAACGUCGCUCCCGAAGUCGCUGCCCCAAAGCCCGCUGCCCCUGCUGUCAAGACUUGGGCCAGCAUGCUGCGUCAACCUACAGCCCCCAAGCCCGCCCCCAAGCCAAAGGAGACCCCUGCUGCUCCUCAACCUACCGAACCUACCACUACACUCCCCCCCACCGAAGCGCCCGCCCCGGAACCCGUUGCCGAACCAACAGCCGAACCCGAACCUGUCCCUGAGCAGGCAGAGGUCGCUGAGGAGCCAAAGGUUGUCGAGCCCGAAGUUGCCCUGCCGCCUCCGGAAGACACCUUGACCAAGGUCAAUCUUGAGCUUUUGCCCGACGAAUCGAAGCCAUUGGCCACCGCAACUGUUGCCAGCACCACAGCGGACUCUUGGGACCCUCGACAGCAGGCCCAGACGAGCGCCGUCGCCACGCCUCUGUCCGCAUCGCAAGCACAACAUCAAGCUGCCCGGCCUGCCGCCAGUGGUUUCGCCGCUUCAGCUCUCAAAGCGACUGAUCGCCCCGCGCAGCGCAUGCCGAGCUAUCAGCGCCGUCUUCUGGAGCAGGAAGAAGCUGUCCGCAUGCCCGGCAACCGUGAGGUAGACCGCACCGCCGUCCAGUUUGGAGCUUUCAACAUUGGAGAGUCCGAGGAGGAUAUUGAUGGAGACCGUGAAGAGCCUGAGACGAGAACUCAGCCACCGCAAGAGUCCCCAUCGGCGCCUCGUGCUGCCUUGCCACCAGUGGCGCAACCUACUCCCGGGGCCGACUCUUUUGCCUCGGCCCAGAAGGCUCCCGGCGUUGCAGUUGCGACCCCGAUUACAGCCCCAACUGGCCCUGUUGGAUCCGCCUCCCAGACGCCUCAAGCGCCUGGCGCCAGCCAGCAGUUCAGACAGCAAUUCCAACAGACGACUGCUCAGGAACCCGCGGGCUUCCAACAAAAGCCCUACGACAGCUUCGCCCAGCAGAACCCUGUCACCACAUCUGCCGGAUUCGACAGCUUCCCCGCCGCGACGACUCAGGCACCUGGACCCCAGGGUGCUUUCGGCUCUGCUCCUGGCGAUUACUCCUCAUACUACAAUGCUGAGCAAUCUGGACGCAAUGCCUACAAUAACUACUAUGCCCAGCAUUAUGGCCAGCAGGGCGGGAGCCAGCACGAGGGGCACGGCUCUCACCGCGGCUUUGGGGCUUACGGCGCGAGCCAGGCCGACAACAUCAGCCAGUACCCGCAGAGCGGCACCCAGCCGUCGCGCUUCGGCGCCGCGGCUGCUUCGAGCGACUCCCAGAACAGUGGGCACAAUACCCCGAACCCGACAACACAGAGCCAGCACCAGUCUGGCAGCCAAAACAGCCAGCCUCAGUCCAACAUCCACCAGCAGCCCCAUGGCAACCACUACGGCCAGCACCCCUACUACACCAGCCCCUACUAUGCUCAGUAUAUGAACCAGGCAUAUGGCGGCUAUGGCCAGGGUUACGGCGGCGCUCCGUACAGCAAGGGUGGCGGCUACGGCCAGCCCCAUCAGUACGGUAUGAGCCCUCAGGGUCCUUACGACCACAGCAGCUCCCCAGCGACGAGCGGAUUUGGUGGGCAGUCCUCGGUCAGUGGCCGUGACAGUGGCCUUGGUUCGAGCGUCGACAACUACGGCCGUGGCGGCUCAAGCCAGGCCGGUGGUCAGGGUGGCUUUGGUGGCAGCAGUUUUGGUGGCAGCCACGACACGUUCGGACGCGGAGCUGGCUAUCCUCAAUCCGGACAAGGCUUCGCCGCUCCCAACGCUGGGGCCACGGGCGCAGCAUCUGGAGCUGACGACUUGAAGCCGUACGGUGUUGAGUCGAAGGCGGGCGCUGGUCCAAGCCCUUCGCUCUCUGGUGCCGCACGCCCUGGCUCUGCAACCAACACGCCCGGCGCUCCCGGCCUCCCUCCGGUGCAAUCCAGCCAGCAGGGUGCCGGUGGCUACGGUGGCUACCCUGGGCAUGGCCAGCAGAGCCACGGCCUGCAUGGCGGCCAGACCGGCAACAGCGCGUACGGCCUCGGCGGCUCUGGCGGUCAAGGUCAGGGAAACAACCCCUAUGGCGGCGGCUAUGGUGGCUCCCAGGGCUUUGGCAACUACUACGGCGGUCGCCAGCAGCACCAGGGUGGCUGGGGUGGCAACUACCACUAAUACUUUUGAAGCAUGCGCCAGCACAGAUCCGCGUACGGUUCUGGCAUGCUUGUAAUGAUGGUUGCGAGGACAUGAGCUUCCGAGGCAUAUGGGAUGCUCGCAAUCC
Molecule: messenger RNA, 3057 nt
Organism: Microdochium trichocladiopsis
Lineage: Eukaryota; Fungi; Ascomycota; Sordariomycetes; Xylariales; Microdochiaceae
Exons: 4
Coding region: 114-2951 (945 amino acids)
Cellular component (GO): cytoplasm; nucleus
Molecular function (GO): ubiquitin binding
Source: RefSeq, a predicted model, not a curated record